Messenger RNA from Sciurus carolinensis (gray squirrel), 9215 nucleotides. It is a transcript of the gene Pcm1, whose product is annotated as pericentriolar material 1. The record is from RefSeq and is a predicted model, not a curated record. Gene Ontology annotation, biological process: centrosome cycle; cilium assembly; protein localization to centrosome. The coding region runs from base 818 to 7372 and encodes 2184 amino acids. The transcript is spliced from 44 exons. NCBI's taxonomy places the organism in Eukaryota, Metazoa, Chordata, Mammalia, Rodentia, Sciuridae. Gene Ontology annotation, cellular component: centrosome; centriolar satellite; centriole.
ACGCUGGAGGGUCACGUGACUCGAGUCUAGCGCUUACAGAGAUCGCAUUGCGGCUCCCGCCCCGGCGAGUUCUCGCCCCCGCGCAGCCGUUUCCGAGGAGACGGCGCAUGUCUCGCCGCGCGUUGCCCCCUCUGCAGUCCCCCCGCCCCUCUUCUCCCACCACAAUGAGGUCCUAAGAUGGCGGUGGCUGCGGCGGUUGGCGCCGUGUACCUAAGGUAGAAAGGCGGCCAUUGGGCUCUAGGCAGUCAGGGAACUUGUGGACCUCCCUACUGCGGUCUCUAAGGGAGGUACGCUGCCAGUGGCGGGUCGUAGGGGCUGACCGCUACUUCGCCCUUAGCAGGAGCGGCUGCUUCGUUUACAGGUAAAGCCUCCGCGUUCCCGGUCCCUGGCAACCGAGGACAGCGCGCCACAGGGGCGGGAGAGCAACGGCUCUGGGACGCUUGACCCCGUUGGGCCUGUCCUGGAGCCCACGCCUCUUCUGUAUCUCCUGGGACUUUUUGCUGCCUCCUCGUCCCCUCGGCAGGCGGACAGUCCGCCCCUCCCCCGGGACCGACCGAUGCAAUCUCAGGGACAACAACUUCAAAGUGUGAAGCAGGAAAGGAGCUGUUUCUGAGCUGCAAAACUUAUUUCUAAAAAGAUAAAAUUAUUUCAACCUCUCCUCCUUCAUAAUUCCACGGCUAUUGGAAAUCCAUAGUCUUCCUUUAGAUGAUCUAGAAAUCUUUUCUCAUGACCAUUUCUGCUUCUGAACCUCUGCUUCCACCAUUGCUACUUGUGUUUCUCAUCUCUUUGACCCAGGAUAUUAAUUGUUAAAGCCAGUAUGGCCACAGGAGGAGGUCCUUUUGAAGAAGGCAUGAAUGAUCAGGAUUUACCAAACUGGAGCAAUGAGAGUGUUGAUGACCGACUCAACAAUAUGGAUUGGGGUGGCCAACAGAAGAAGGCAAAUAGAUCAUCAGAAAAGAAUAAGAAAAAGUUUGGUGUAGAAAGUGAUAAAAGGGUAACUAAUGAGAUUUCUCCGGAGUCAUCACCAGGAAUUGGAAGGCGAAGAACAAAGACUCCACAUACAUUUCCACAUAGUAGAUAUAUGACUCAGAUGUCUGUUCCAGAGCAGGCAGAAUUAGAGAAACUUAAACAGCGGAUAAACUUCAGUGACUUAGAUCAGAGAAGCAUUGGAAGUGAUUCUCAAGGUAGAGCCACUGCAGCUAACAACAAACGGCAGCUUAGUGAAAACCGAAAGCCCUUCAACUUUUUGCCUAUGCAGAUUAAUACUAACAAGAGCAAAGAUGUGGCUGCAGGUCUUCAAAAGAGGGAAGUGAUUGGAUCAACACAAUGUAAAGAAUUGUUUGCUUCUGCUUUAAGUAAUGACCUUUUACAAAAUUGUCAAGUCUCUGAAGAAGAUGGGAGAGGAGAGCCUGCAAUGGAGAGCAGCCAGAUUGUAAGCAGACUUGUUCAAAUUCGUGACUAUAUUACUAAAGCUAGUUCCAUGCGAGAAGAUCUUGUGGAGAAAAAUGAAAGAUCUGCUAAUGUUGAACGCCUUACUCAUCUAAUAGAUCAUCUUAAAGAACAAGAAAAGUCAUAUAUGAAAUUUCUCCAAAAAAUUCUUGCUAGAGAAAAUGAGGAGGAGGAUGUUCGGACUAUAGAUUCAGCUGUGGGAUCUGGUUCUGUAGCUGAGAGCACAUCGCUAAACAUAGAUGUGCAGUCUGAGGCUUCAGAUACCACGGAGGCAUCUUUUAGUCUGAGAAUUCGGCCGUGCAUUGAGGACAAACUAGGGAAUUCAGCCUCACAAGAACAGGUUUCAGACAUUGACGUUACUACAAGUCCAAAAGGGAAAGGUGACAGACCUCCUCAGAAUGACAGGGAACUGAGGCCUAAUAGGAAAUAUAGCCGAAAACGUGGAUUUCCCUCAAAGGCCAGAGAUCCUGAACAGGAGCCUAUGGAAGAGAUAGAAAAUUUGAAGAAACAACAUGAUUUAUUAAAAAGGAUGUUACAGCAGCAGGAACAACUGCGAGCUCUGCAGGGACGACAAGCUGCUCUUCUAGCUCUGCAACAUAAAGCGGAGCAAGCUAUUGCUGUGAUGGAUGAUUCUGAAAAGGUUGCAGGGACAACUCCUGGCCAUCAUACUGUACGAUGCAGACAGACAGCUCGCUCUCCUUUUCAUCAGAGAGUACCCUUAAGAGUUGGAGAAACUACAGGUAGCUUAUCUGGAGUCAGUAUAACAUCUGAACUAAAUGAAGAAUUAAAUGAUUUAAUUCAGCGUUUUCAUAAUCAGCUUCGUGAGUCUCAGCCUCCAGCUGUUCCAGACAAUAGAAGACAGGCAGAAAGUCUUUCAUUAACUAGGGAGGUUUCCCAGAGCAGGAAUCCAUCAGUUUCAGAUCAUUUGCCUGAUGAGAAAGUCCAGCUUUUUAGCAAAAUGAGAGUGCUACAGGAAAAGAAACAGAAAAUGGACAAAUUACUUGGAGAACUUCAUACACUUCGAGAUCAGCAUCUGAACAAUUCAUCAUUUGUGCCUUCUUCAGCCUCUCCACAGAGGAGUGGGGAUCAGAGAAGUACAGCUUCAGCCCCCUCUGUUCCUGUAGGCUUAGUACCAGUUGUCAAUGGAGAGUCUAACAGCCUUACAUCAUCUGUUCCUUAUCCUGCCACUUCCUUAGUUUCUCAGAAUGAGAGUGAAAAUGAAGUACAUCUGAAUCCAACUGAAAAACUCCAGAAGUUAAAUGAAGUUCGAAAGAGAUUGAAUGAAUUAAGAGAAUUAGUUCAUUAUUAUGAACAGACAUCAGAUAUGAUGACAGAUGCUGUAAAUGAAAACACAAAAGAUGAAGAAACUGAAGAGUCAGAAUAUGAUUCUGAGCAUGAAAAUUCUGAACCUGUUACUAAUAUUCGAAAUCCACAAGUAGCUGCUACCUGGAAUGAAGUAAAUAGUAAUAGUAAUACACAGUGUAUUUCUAAUAAUAGAGAUGGGAGAUCAGUUAAUUCUAAUUGUGAAAUUAACAACAGAUCUGCUGCCAACAUCAGAGCUCUAAACAUGCCUCCUUUAGAUUGUCGAUACAAUAGAGAAGGAGAACAGGGAAUGCAUGUAACACAAGGUGAAGAUGAUGAGGAAGAGGAGGAAGCUGAAGAGGAGGGAGUCAGUGGAGCUUCAUUAUCUAGUCAUAGGAGCAGUCUGGUUGAUGAAGCUCCAGAAGAUGCAGAAUUUGAACAGAAGAUCAAUAGACUUAUGGCUGCAAAACAGAAACUUAGACAGCUGCAAGAUCUUGUUGCUAUGGUGCAGGAUGAUGAUGCAGCUCAAGGGGUUACCUCUGCCAAUACAUCAAAUUUGGAUGAUUUCUACCCAGCAGAAGAAGACACCAAGCAAAAUUCAAAUAAUACAAGAGGAAAUGCCAGCAAAACACAGAAAGAUACUGGUGUAAAUGAAAAGGCAAGAGAGAAAUUUUAUGAGGCAAAACUACAGCAGCAACAACGAGAGCUAAAACAAUUGCAGGAAGAAAGAAAGAAGUUGAUUGAGAUUCAAGAGAAAAUUCAAGCUUUGCAAAAGGCAUGUCCUGACCUGCAGCUGUCAGCCACUUCUGUGGGUAAUUGUCCCACAAAAAAAUACAUACCAGCUGUUACUUCAACCCCAACUAUUAAUGAAAAUGAGACCAAUACAAGCAAAUCUGUUUUUGAACCUGAAGAUUCUUCAGUAGUAGAUAAUGAGUUGUGGUCUGACAUGCGAAGACAUGAAAUAUUAAGGGAAGAGCUUCGACAGAGAAGAAAGCAGCUUGAAGCGCUAAUGGCUGAACAUCAGAGGAGGCAGGGUCUAGCUGAAACUACGUCUCCAGUGGCUGCGUCAUUGAGAAGUGAUGGAUCUGAGAACCUGUGUACUCCUCAACAAAGUAGAACAGAAAAAACAAUGGCAACGUGGGGAGGUUCUACUCAGUGUGCCCUAGAUGAAGAAGGAGAUGAAGAUGGUUACCUUUCUGAAGGAAUUGUUCGGACAGAUGAAGAAGAGGAAGAAGAGCAGGAUGCCAGUUCCAAUGAUAAUUUUUCUGUGUAUCCUCCUAACAGUGUGAAUCACAAUUCCUAUAAUGCAAAGGAAACUAAAAAUAGGUGGAAGAACAAUCGCCCUUUUUCAGCAGAUGGAAAUUAUCGCCCAUUAGCCAAGACAAGACAACAGAAUAUCAGCAUGCAACGGCAAGAAAACCUCCGGUGGGUAUCAGAGCUCUCUUAUGUGGAAGAGAAAGAACAGUGGCAAGAACAAAUUAAUCAGCUAAAGAAACAACUUGACUUCAGUGUCAAUAUUUGCCAGACUUUGAUGCAAGAUCAGCAGACUCUGUCUUGUCUGCUGCAAACUCUUCUCACAGGUCCUUACAGUGUUAUGCCAAGCAAUGUUGCAUCUCCUCAGGUACACCUCAUAAUGCACCAGUUGAACCAGUGCUACACACAGCUAACAUGGCAACAGAAUAAUGUUCAAAGGUUGAAACAAAUGCUGAAUGAACUUAUGCGCCAACAAAGUCAGCAUCCAGAAAAACCUGGAAGCAAGGAAAGAGGCAGCAGUGCAUCACACCCUUCUUCUCCCAGUUUAUUUUGUCCUUUCAGCUUUCCAACACAGCCUGUAAAUCUGUUCAAUCUGCCUGGAUUUACUAAUUUUUCAUCAUUUGCACCAGGUAUGAAUUUCAGCCCUUUAUUUCCUUCUAAUUUUGGAGAUUUUUCUCAGAAUAUAUCUACAUCCUCUGAACAGCAGCAACCUUUAGCCCAGAAUUCUUCAGGGAAAACAGAAUAUAUGGCUUUCCCAAAGCCUUUUGAAAGCAGUUCCUCUAUUGGAGCAGAAAAGCAAAGGAAUCAGAAACAGCCUGAAGAGGAGGUAGAAAACAUUAGGACGCCAUGGUUAUUCGACCAAGAAGGGGAAGUAGAAAAACCAUUUAUCAAGCCUGGAUUUGCAGUGUCUGUUGAGAAAACUACAAAUAGUAACCGCAAAAAUCAGUUAGAUACAAGCAGGAGAAGACGCCGGUUUGAUGAAGAAUCAUUAGAAAGCUUUAGCAGUAUGCCUGAUCCGGUAGAUCCAACAACAGUAACUAAAACAUUUAAGCCAAGAAAAGCAUCUGCACAGGCCAGCCUGGCAUCUAAAGACAAAACACCCAAAUCAAAAAGUAAAAAGAGAAAUUCUGCUCAGUUGAAAAGCAGAGUUAAAAAUAUUGGAUAUGAAAGUGCCAGUAUGUCCAGCACAUGUGAACCUUGCAAAAGUAGGAACAGACAUUUAGCUCAGACUGAAGAGCCUGUUCAAGCAAAAGUAUUCAGCAGAAAGAAUCAUGAACAGCUGGAAAAAAUAAUAAAAUAUAGUAGGUCUACAGAGAUAUCUUCAGCACAUGCUAGGAGAAUACUACAGCAAUCUAACAGAAAUGCAUGCAAUGAAGCGCCAGAAACUGGGAGUGAUUUUUCUAUGUUUGAAGCUUUGCGGGAUACUAUUUAUUCUGAAGUGGCUACUUUAAUUUCUCAAAAUGAAUCUCGCCCACAUUUUCUUAUUGAACUCUUCCAUGAGCUUCAACUACUUAAUACAGACUACUUAAGGCAGAGGGCUUUAUAUGCAUUGCAGGACAUAGUAUCAAGACAUAUUUCUGAAAGCCAUGAAAAAGAAGGGGAAAAUGUAAAAUCAGUGAACUCUGGUACUUGGAUAGCUUCAAACUCAGAACUUACUCCCAGUGAAAGCCUUGCUACUACUGAUGAUGAAACUUUUGAGAAGAACUUUGAAAGAGAAACACAUAAAAUAAGUGAGCAAAAUGAUGCUGAUAAUGUUAGUGUUAUGUCUGUAUCUUCAAAUUUUGAGCCUUUCGCAACAGAUGAUCUAGGUAACACCGUGAUUCACUUAGAUCAGGCAUUAGCCAGAAUGAGAGAAUAUGAGCGAAUGAAGACUGAGGCUGAAAGUAAUUCAAAUAUGAGAUGCACCUGCAGAGUUAUUGAGGAUGCAGAUGCUGCUGCCGCCACCACUGUAGUAAAUAAUUUAGAAGAAGCUCCCAUUAUUGAAAAUCAUACUUCGCAACAACCUAUAAGUGAAGUUUCUAGCAUCCCAUGUCCUAGAAUUGAUACUCAGCAGCUGGAUCGACAGAUUAAAGCAAUUAUGAAAGAAGUCAUUCCUUUUUUGAAGGAACACAUGGAUGAAAUAUGCUCUUCUCAACUUCUCACUUCAGUAAGACGCAUGGUUUUGACCCUUACUCAGCAAAAUGAUGAGAGCAAGGAGUUCGUGAAGUUCUUUCAUAAGCAACUUGGAAGUAUAUUACAAGAUUCACUGGCAAAAUUUGCGGGCAGAAAACUGAAGGACUGUGGAGAAGAUCUUCUUGUGGAGAUAUCUGAAGUGUUGUUUAAUGAAUUGGCUUUCUUUAAACUCAUGCAGGAUUUGGAUAAUAAUAGUAUAACUGUUAAACAGAGAUGCAAAAGGAAAAUAGAAGCGGCUGGAGUGAUACAGUCUUAUGCCAAAGAGGCCAAAAGGAUUCUUGAAGGAGAUCAUGGAUCACCUGCUGGAGAGAUUGAUGAUGAAGACAAAGAUAAGGAUGAAACUGAAACAGUUAAGCAGAUUCAAACAUCUGAGGUGUAUGGUGCUGAAGGUCCCAAGAAUGUAAGAUCUGAUGUUUCUGAUCAAGAGGAAGAUGAAGAAAGUGAAGGAUGUCCAGUAUCUAUUAAUUUGUCUAAAGCUGAAACUCAAGCUUUAACUAAUUAUGGAAGUGGAGAAGAUGAGAAUGAGGAUGAAGAAAUAGAAGAAUUUGAAGAGAGCCCUGUAGAUGUCCAGACCUCACUUCAGGCUAAUACUGAAACUAAUGAAGAAAAUGAGCAAGACAAUCAGGUUCUACAAAAUGACCUUGAAAAAACAGCUGGAAGCACAAAUGUUCCAUCUGAACAAGAACCCACUAGUAGAAAUGACCAAGAUAGCUCUCCUGUGAAACCUUGUUACCUCAAUAUCUUGGAAAAUGAGCAACCUUUAAAUAGUGCUGCCCAUAAGGACUCACUUACUACUAUUGAUUCAUCUAAACAACCUAACCCUUUGCCGUUACCUUUAACUGAAAUUGAAACCUUAGUGCCUAGAGUCAAAGAAGUUAAAUCUGCUCAGGAAACUCCUGAAAGCUCUCUCGCUGGAAGUCCAGAUACUGAAUCUCCAGUGUUAGUGAAUGAUUAUGAAGCAGAAUCUGGUAACAUAAGCCAAAAGUCUGAUGAAGAAGAUUUUGUGAAAGUUGAAGAUUUACCACUUAAACUGACAAUAUAUUCAGAGGCAGAUCUAAGGAAGAAAAUGGUAGAAGAACAACAGAAAAAUCAUUUAUCUGGUGAAAUAUGUGAAAUGCAGACUGAAGAAUUAGUUGGAAAUUCUCAGACACUAAAAGAACCUGUCUGUGUGACACCCAAGAGAGAUGCGGUCUAAACCCCUGUGCUCAUGCCUCUCCACCAAGGAGCCCCUGAGCAGGCAGAUGCCAUGAGAGGUGCCCAGGAACCUGGAUGAAGGUAUCACAGGGCAGCACACCAAGAAUGGAAGGAUCUGAGAUCUUACCCUGGCCUGCCACUGCUUCUUAGAUGCUGGCAGACUCCUGGGACUAUAUCACUCUGGGAACACCAGCCAGCAUGAGCUUGAGAUCCUAUCAGCUCCACUUGCCCUGCAAGUCCCCAAGGAGGUAACAUGAAGGAACAGGCCAAGUGGAUGCUGCACACUGUAUGAUCUAUGCCAUACCUGAGGAAACUCCCAGAAAUGUAAGAGGAGCUCUCUACCAGCCAGCCUAUCCCACCUAUGCCCUGAAGAGAGACAGUGGUCUUCAUUAUUCUAGUAAGGCAACCACUCUGUUCUCUGCCUCGACAAACUCCCUUGAAAAGAUUGUCUGGGAUAAAAGCUGCCACAAGAUGGGUAGAAAUGCCAUGGAAAAUUGCUCAAUACACACCAAUCUCUCCUGUGGCUCCUGGGUGGGAAACUGCUUUCCCAAUGAAAGAGGAAGGGAGUUCCUUAGGCAAAAAGAAAGAACUGAUUUCAUGUGAGGUAAUAACUCUCCAGAAGUUGCAGCCACUAGUCCUGUUGGGUUAAUAGCUGAGGAACACAGCUACACCUCCCUAGGUUUGUUGACAGGACCAGCGCACAGCAUGUAGUCCAGGGCCUGCUGGCCAUAUCUGUCACAUAAUGCUAAGCUGGUAAAUAUUUUAUAAAUUUACAUCAAUUAACAAAAAUUAUCCCUCACACAGUCUGGAGGACUAACUUCAGUAACAACUACCUGAGCUUUUCCAUUCAGCAAUUUUAAAAAAAUUCAGAACUGUUCUUUUUAAUGUAGGGUGGCUCACAGCCACAAAAGGAUGAGGUUCUUUGUCUCCCUAUGAGCACAAUUUAGACUUGGGGUAGUGAGAAACAAGUAACCUGUUAAAUGAAUACACUGUCGCCAGUUCCUAACCCCGAAGGUUUCCAAUCCCUGCGGAAAUGGAGAAGUUUUGAAGAGAACCAAAGUGAUGCACGCUGAGCACGACGGCUUGGGGCACUCCACUCUAGUGGGGGGUCUUCCACGCACAACUGCCUGUGAUCAAGUCCUGAAGGAAGGUCAAGAACUGGGCAGACCUGGCUCCAGUCCUCACUCCUGCUAUUAAUGCAGCUUUGAGCAAGUCACUUCACUUUGAUCACUGGGACUUCAAAUACUUUGGGGACUUGUUGAGAAAACUAAAGAAGCUAAUGCAUAUAAAGCUGUCCCUAGGAGAAGCCCCUAUACAGAGUUCUGGGCAAGCAGUAGCUAUAAUUAAGGUGAGUUAUCCUGGAGCUACGUGUGUGAAGGAAUGCAGUAUGAGUCACCCCUCUGUUUUAAAUCAUACUCCGAAAACUAGGCUGGUAAAUUAUAGGUUUGGCUCCAACCUAAACCUUAAUUUUAUCCAUUUUUUCUAAUGCAUAUGUUUAAUGUCCAUGGCUACUAAAUUCUGUCCUCCAAAAAUUUCAAUAGCACUGACUACUACCAGGGGGAACUGUGGUGAGGAUUUUGGUUAACAUCCUUCCAAUUAUCCUUUUGUACCCUAGAUGUAUAGUUAGUUAUGCAUAAGUACCUACAGAAAGUGUAACGUAAACAGGUUUACACUGUAUAGACUAUUUUGCGAACACUUUACCACUAAACAAUACUACUAAAAUUUUUAAUGCCAGUUAUUGCCUCUAAACUUUGGGACUUAUUCCUGAAGAAUCAGUCUGAAAUGAUCUGUUUAAAAUGUAUAUCAAAGGCUACUACAUUAAAAAACACAUCAAGUUUACCUCA